Coregonus sp. 'balchen' is the source of this 6599-nucleotide messenger RNA. NCBI's taxonomy places the organism in Eukaryota, Metazoa, Chordata, Actinopteri, Salmoniformes, Salmonidae. The record is from the annotation of a GenBank genome assembly.
GUUGGGAGAUGCUGCACCCACUGAUGCCGCAACAACACAGCUGCGGAUGGAUACGUCCGCACAACCAAACACACAAGAGGGUAUAAAGAUAUCGGUCUUUUAAAAGGAAAUCCCUUUCUAUUUUCCUGCGUCAGAGAGCAGAGGGGACUGGAGAUAUUGGUAGCAUUUUAUUCAAGAGAAGUCAACGGAACAAAUAAAGGUAUAUAUUCACGUCUUAAUAAGGCUUAAGCUCAGCCAUGUACUUAUAUUGUUGGUUUUAUGAAAUCAGCGCUCAACUGAAGUAUUCAUCUUCAUGUUGACUACAGUAACGCGUUGCCGUCUCUGGCUUGGUCCAGCGUCCAUCAGUCGAGAAUGUUCGAUUCAGGAACUAACGUUACUGUAGCUAGUUUACAAACGUCUGUUACAUUUUACGUAGCUACAUAAUAAUUUAAUUCGUAUUCCGUACUUAUACACUUAAGUUAUCUAGCUGACGUUAACUACAUUUUGCGGCAAUUUUCAGUCACCACUCAUUCGUCUCACCACACCUGAUUCCGUCUUUCGUCCUAGAUGUGUGUACUAGCUAAAGUUAGCUAGAUUGGCUAACUUUUGGAAAAGCCAAUUUCUAGGGUACGGUUAACGUUACUAAGUUAAGUUGGUGUAUAACUGUUAUCGUUAACAGGAUUGGCUGUCGAACUAGCUACUGUCAACGUUUCGCUCAGCAGCCAUUUCCUAGCUUUCAUUUUCCGUCUGGCUAAUGCAGCUAGCUAGCAGCGGGUAACAUUAACUAGCUACACUGCAUAGCUUCUGACACUUUGCAAAUUGUUGCAGUGUCAAUUUAGUGGCCAUUUGAACUGCCCCGAAGUUGCAAUUGGUUGUGCCAUGCACCUUCUGAGUGUAGCUAAUUAAACAUUGUAUGCAAUGGUUGACCUUGUCCUUUAUGACUCCAGUAACGUUAAUUGUACAUUCAGGCAGCAUGACUUCGCGAGACGGUAUGCUAGCUAACAUUAGCUACUUCCUCGUGCAUGUCUAGCAUUGCGGAAUCGUCACCUUCCACGAUAUUAGCGAUUUGAUAUCCACGUGCGGACAAGUUUAAAUUCGGUCAACGUUCUGGAAGUCAAUUUGGCGUAGAAUCUUUUAUGGAUUUCCAGAAAUCCUUCCACCAACAUUGUAAAACACGUGCUGGAGGGAACGUCCAUUGUCUCAGGAUGUCGCCAUGUUGGCUGCUGGGUCCUCGACCUCCGGUAACUGGUUUAUCACGAGGGAAUGAUUGGUAGAGAACACUUGUUAAGCCCCAAAAUUGAGUUUCUUGUAUUGAUGCAUAAUUUUAUUGUCAAUUAUGCUGUCAGAUUGGCAUGGCCAUUAACCUUGCUAGAUUUGUUGACUUUACUAUGGAGGUGUUAAAUGACUUACAUUUGAACUGAAGGCAAUGAACUCCCCUUGUUACUAACGGCACUAGAUUAUGCAUAACAUUGCUUAAUUUAAAUCUGUAUUUACUAUAUUUGGGCAUUUUUUCAGACUUCAUAACAUUGCUGCUUUUGCCCUCAGAUGCCUGAAGAAAUGCGCCAAGAGGAGGAGGCUGAGACCUUUGCCUUCCAGGCAGAAAUCGCUCAGCUCAUGUCCCUGAUCAUCAACACCUUUUAUUCCAACAAGGAGAUCUUCCUCAGGGAGUUGAUUUCCAACGCCUCUGAUGUAAGUGGGAGGGUUGUGGAUUUUGCCCCAUGUUGGAUAUGUAAUAAAACACCCCUCUUUGAACUCAAUAAUAUUUUGACGAUUACUUUGUUCAAUGUCUUUCAGGCUUUAGACAAAAUCCGAUACGAAAGUCUGACAGACCCCACCAAGCUGGACAAUGGCAAGGAACUGAAGAUUGACGUCAUCCCCAAUGUGGAGGAGCGCACCCUGACCCUAAUCGACACUGGAAUUGGUAUGACCAAAGCUGACCUCAUCAACAACCUGGGUACCAUCGCAAAGUCUGGCACCAAGGCCUUCAUGGAGGCCCUGCAGGUAUGUCCAUUGGAUUACAGAAAUAUUCACUAAUAUGCAUUCAAAUACUAUUCAGAUGAGCAGGGAGAGUGAACUUGUUGUGAUGAAUUAUUUCCCCCUCUUUGCUAGGCUGGAGCUGACAUCUCCAUGAUUGGGCAGUUUGGUGUGGGUUUCUACUCUGCCUACCUGGUGGCCGAGAGGGUGACUGUCAUCACCAAGCACAACGAUGAUGAGCAGUACAUCUGGGAGUCCUCAGCCGGAGGCUCAUUCACAGUCAAGGUCGACAGUGGUAUGUGUCCCACUCAAUAAAAGCGGGGUGCGCACGACAGAACAAUCGAAAAACAAUAACAUAAAGUACCUCUGCAUUGUUUUUAGAUGGUAUAGUGGAUCACAGGUGUUUUUACACUACGUGUCUUGUGGUGAUGAAAUGGGCAAAUGGUUUUCUAUGGUGUUAAUUUCCAGGGGAGCCCAUGUUGCGUGGAACUAAGGUGAUUCUCCACAUGAAGGAGGACCAGACUGAGUAUGUUGAGGAGAAGCGGGUCAAGGAGGUGGUCAAGAAGCACUCUCAAUUCAUUGGAUAUCCCAUCACCCUCUUCGUGAGUAUAUGUAUGGGAGUAUUUGACUGAAGUGUGAUUAGUUACUAUUUUAUGUAGACGUGGUUGAGGAUACAAUAGUAAGGGAAAGUUUGACCUUUUAUUGAAGGAUUCAAAUAAACUAAAUUGCUCCCUUUGUUUCUGUGCAGGUUGAGAAGGAGCGUGAAAAGGAGAUCAGCGACGAUGAGGCUGAGGAGGAGGAGAAGGCAGAGAAGGAGGAGAAAGAGGAGGCUGAAGACAAGCCCAAGAUUGAGGACGUGGGCUCUGAUGACGAGGAGGACUCCAAAGACAAGGACAAGAAAAAGACCAAGAAGAUCAAGGAGAAGUACAUUGACCAGGAGGAGCUGAACAAGACCAAGCCCAUCUGGACAAGGAACCCCGACGACAUCACCAUGGAGGAGUACGGAGAGUUCUACAAGAGCCUGACCAACGACUGGGAGGAACACCUGGCUGUCAAGGUACUAACAAUCACAAUUAUUUCCCAUGUAGGCCUGGAUGGCCUGUUCCCAGAUCUGUUUGUGAUGUGUAGCCAACUCCUAUGGUCAUGAAUGACUGUGGGAAUAGCUAUACAGCACACAGAUCUGAGAACAGGAUAAGGUGAUGUGAGUGUAUUGGUGUUUAACUCUCCUGCUUCUUCCCCUCUGCAGCACUUCUCAGUGGAGGGCCAGCUGGAGUUCCGUGCCCUGCUCUUUAUCCCCCGCCGCGCUCCCUUCGACCUCUUUGAGAACAAGAAGAAGAAGAACAACAUCAAGCUGUACGUCAGGAGGGUCUUCAUCAUGGACAGCUGUGAGGAGCUCAUCCCAGAGUACCUGAGUAAGUAACCCAGUCUACGCUGCUUUCUUUCAGUCUCGGCAUUGUCUAAAGAUCCAAAAUGGCUGUGAUUUUUGUCCCCUGGGGUGUAGUCAUUCCACCCACUUUAAAAUGUUUCUUAAACGGAAGCAAAUGAAACUGAGGGACCAAUCGAAACUCACUUUAGUUCUUAAAUGGUCAACGGUUUCUGUAAUGCAUACACCCCUGGCCACAGACUAUUUCAGUGCUACUGAAUGCAAAGACAUCGCUGUCUCACGAAUGGGUUUAUUCACAUUUAGGCUAAUGGCAAGGGCUGACGAUGCUGCUCUGAAAUGGUUGGCUACUAGUCUGUUCUCUUAAGCCUACUCAUGAUGUAUAUUAAUUGUUUUACACACUGAAGUUCUUUCUGUAUUAAAGUGAAAUUUUAAUACAUGUCUGUCUUCUCCCCCUACAGACUUUGUGCGUGGUGUGGUAGACUCUGAGGAUCUCCCCCUGAACAUCUCCCGAGAGAUGCUGCAGCAGAGCAAGAUCCUCAAGGUGAUCCGCAAGAACAUCGUCAAGAAGUGUAUGGAGCUGUUUGGUGAGCUGGCAGAGGACAAGGAGAACUACAACAAGUUCUACGAUGGAUUCUCCAAGAACCUCAAGGUGACUCAUUGCAUAUGUCAGGAGAUGGGUAGGAACUUGAAACAGAAUCUUAUCUUUUGAACAAAGAUUUUUGCUGCUAAUAAUUCAACUUGUCCUCUCCCACAAUUGCUGUCAUCUGGUGUUCUUCAGUGAUUCACCGUGGAAUAAACAAAGGUUUACCUCACCGUGGAUUAAACAAAGUUUGACCUAGAGUAGAUUCCUUUCUAGCAAUGUAGUUUGCCCAAUAUCUUAAUUGAAAUAUUAGCGAGAUCUUGCUCCUCAUACCCUGUAGGGCUAGUUUCUGGACUGUGUUCCAAACCAGUAUCCAGCCUAUAUAAGCUAAAUGAGUGCAUAAAACGAACUUCCCCAGGCAGUAGUUUAAUGUGUAGUGGUCUCGUAUUGACUACCAGGUUAUACUAAUGGUCAUUGUUUCUCUACAGCUGGGCAUCCACGAGGACUCCCAGAACCGCAAGAAGCUGUCUGAGCUGCUGCGCUACCACAGCUCUCAGUCCGGAGACGAGCUGACCUCCCUCACAGAGUACCUCACCCGCAUGAAGGACAACCAGAAAUCCAUCUACUACAUCACUGGUGGGUCUAGUUAGACAUUCAGCCCCAAUAACGUAGAGCUCCAAACCCAGUGGCAGACAGUGAAUCACUUAGACCCAGAAGGUGACUGACAUUACAUUGUUUUUUUUUUUUAGGCGAGAGCAAGGACCAGGUGGCCAACUCCGCCUUUGUGGAGCGCGUGCGCAAGCGUGGCUUUGAGGUCCUGUACAUGACGGAGCCCAUCGACGAGUACUGCGUCCAGCAGCUGAAGGAGUUUGAUGGCAAGACCCUUGUCUCCGUGACCAAGGAGGGCCUGGAGCUGCCGGAGGACGAGGAGGAGAAGAAGAAGAUGGAUGAGGACAAGACAAAGUUUGAGAACCUCUGCAAGCUCAUGAAGGAGAUCCUGGACAAGAAAGUAGAGAAGGUAGGUGACUGGAACAACCUGUGAUUUCUGCAAUUAUUUAACCAUUAAGUUAAUAAAUUUCUGGUAUUUGUGCUCUUAUUUUGGAGAGCGUAUCACAGUUGACGUUUUACUUUUAUUUCUGGUUGUGAACAGGUGCCCUAGUUCAUCAUUAGCUAAUAUUGAUCCUGGUGAGUCCAUUGUCAAUGUAGCCUGAAGUGGGCCUGUCCUGUUGGGCUCCCGUGGUGUGUUGUGACGCUAACCUGGCUUUGGCAUUGACUUGAACGGGAAUGCCCAAUGUGCUGUAGUUUUUGUCCCCAGGUGUUCGUGUGGCAUUACCCAGAGACUCUAGAAGACAUUGUGAAUUUGUGACGCAGCAUUCAUUUAGUGGUGGUGACUGCUUGUGGCGAUAAUGUUCUAACACUGACACACCCUCAUUCAGACUUGAGAAUUUGCCUGUUUCUGACUACAUUUAGGAUGUUGUGCUAUUUGAGUGAAAUCUAACAAGACUUUCCUGCACGAUAUUUAACUGGAUUUUGUCCAUUUUUUAAAACUCAUCUUUUGAAUAUAAAUUAAACUUGCCUACACAGGUUCUUGCCGAACUAAUCUCCCAUGCUGUUACCUUGUGAACGAACACUCUGCUUGGUGUUCCCCAGGUGACAGUGUCAAACAGGCUGGUGUCGUCGCCCUGCUGCAUCGUGACCAGCACGUAUGGCUGGACGGCCAACAUGGAGAGGAUCAUGAAGGCCCAGGCCCUGAGGGACAACUCCACCAUGGGCUACAUGAUGGCCAAGAAACACCUGGAGAUCAACCCAGACCACCCCAUCGUGGAGACCCUGAGGCAGAAGGCUGACCUGGACAAGAACGACAAGGCGGUGAAGGACCUGGUUAUCCUGCUUUUCGAGACCGCACUGCUCUCCUCUGGCUUCAGCCUGGACGACCCUCAGACUCACUCCAACCGCAUCUACAGGAUGAUCAAGCUGGGCCUGGGUGAGGAUGCACUCGCAACUAGCGGGGGGGAACUGUUCUCUAAAGGGGGUCUUAGUUGAUUAUAAUGGAAAUGUAGGCUGGAUCUCAUGUCCCUUCCUCCUUCCCCUCCAGGAAUCGAUGAUGACGAAGUGAUCCCUGAGGAGCCCACCUCUGCACCCGCCCCAGAUGAGAUCCCACCUCUAGAGGGAGACGAUGACGCUUCACGCAUGGAGGAAGUGGAUUAAAUACCACUUAAAAUCUACCCCUUAUAUAGCCUCACGUUUUUCCAAUCGAACAUGUUUAUUUGCCCUUUUUAAACGGGUAACCUGGUCAGUGUCCUUUAUGGUAUAAAAGUCUUAACUCAUGCUGUCCAGUCGACCAGUGUUGCUCUCUUGUCUUGAGCCUUCAGCAAAAAUUCUAGAAAUGCGGUUCAUUUUUGUUGUACAAGCUGUAUGUAAUAGUUAAUGGUGGGCAACGCAUCUGAAAAAAACAGUACCCUGUUGCACUGAGUUUUAAAUAUUGGACUGGUAGAUGUGUGUGAACAAUGGGAAAUGGAACAUUCCAUUACUGACACGGUGUUGGGUUGGUUCUUAUGUGCAACAUAACAUGCACGCUGCAUGGAGCGUUGACUGCAAGGUUCCUUUGCCUGAGUCCAGACCUGUCUGUAUUCAGUCUUUGUUUUGCAGAAAUUAAAAGAUGUAAUACCUUAAACGAUCUAA